AUGGACAGUGUUGCAAUAGGUCAAACGAAUGGUUCUAGAGUUGGUUGGCGAAUAGUUUUAGUAGCUUCAUUUGUUGACGGCCCUAGAGACACGAGGCAGAGAUAUCUUGAUGCAAUGGCUCUAGUUCAGAAGUACGGAAAGAAAAUGGAAGAUAUCGAUUCACAAUCCACACCAACAAAUGAAGGAUCAGCGUCAAAGUCAAGUUCUGAAAAUCAUAGGCAAAAAGCUGAUGUGGCUUGGAGACAUGUUAUAGAAGGACAAGAUUCACAAGGGGAUGUUAUUAAUCGAAUGAAACAUCAUCUUGCAAAAGUCAAGGGUAAUGUUGCUCCAUGCAAAAAUGUGCCAAAUGAUAUUCAGCAAAUAAUGGAAGAUUCAUUGAAUGAAAAUGUUCAAAAAGCAAAAGAGAAAAAAGGGAUAUUUGAAAUUGGAAAUCCUUUUGGCCGAAGUGUAGCGGGAUUUGAAGGUAAAUCUCUUGAUCGUUCUCAACCGAGUAUCAAGUCUUGUAUGCAAAGUAAAGAGAGAUGGCAUGAUACUGACAUGGCUAUAGCUUUGUGGUUUUAUGAAACAUGUAUUCCAAUGAAUGCUUGUAAUUCUCCCUAUUACCAACAAGCAAUUGGAAAAAUAGCAAGUAUGGGUUAUGGUUAUCAAGGACCUAGCUAUCAUGCUUUAAGGGUUAAUUUGUUGAAAGAUGCAAAGAAGCAAGUUGAAUUAAUUGUUGACAAUUUACGUAGUAAAUGGGCUGAAACUGGUUGUACAAUUAUGGGUGAUGGCUGGAAGGAUAAUAGGCAAAGAAGUUUGAUCAAUUUUUUGGUCUAUUGUCCUAGUGGGAUCUCAUUUAUCAAAUCUGUUGAUGCUUCAAAUUUUGAGUCUAAUGCUGAAUAUUUGUGUAAUCUGUUUUCAGAAAUUGUUGAGAUUGUUGGAUCUAGUAAUGUUGUUCACAUGGUCACAGAUAAUGCGAGUAAUUAUAAAGCUGUUGGUCGAUUACUUUCUGAAAAAUAUCCUACAAUUAGUUGGUCUCCUUGUGCAGUACAUUGUUUGAAUUUAAUUAUGAAAGAUGUUGGAGAAAUGACUCAUGUGAAAGAUGUAAUUACUCUUGCUUCAAGAGUCACUGUGUAUAAUCUUCAUGAUUUGAAACAGCAUUUGGAGGCUUUAGUCACUUCUAGUGCAUAUAAGAGAGAGUUGAAAAAUGAAAAAGGUAAAGAAGUCAAACAAAUUGUUGUUGAUGGGAAGUUUUGGAAUAAUUGUUUGAUUAUUGUGAGAAUUAUGGGUCCAAUUAUGCGCUUGUUGCGCAUUUGUGAUUCUGAUGAAAAAUCAUCAUUGGGUUAUGUAUAUGAAGGCAUAUGGAGAGUUGUUAAUGGCAUUAAAGAACUGUUUAAGAACAAGAAAAAGUUCUACGGCCCAUACAUUGAUAUAAUUGAUAGGAGGCUUUCAUAUAAAAAGAGGUCUUAUGAUCCGAUGGAUUAUGAAACUAUUGAUAAAGUUGAAUUUUGGGUAGUUGAUGAGGAAUAA
Coffea eugenioides is the source of this 1509-nucleotide messenger RNA. RefSeq lists its product as uncharacterized. The transcript is spliced from 6 exons. The coding region runs from base 1 to 1509 and encodes 502 amino acids. The record is from RefSeq and is a predicted model, not a curated record. Lineage: Eukaryota; Viridiplantae; Streptophyta; Magnoliopsida; Gentianales; Rubiaceae.